GCCAUCUUUUCCUACAGCCGAUGUCGCAUACAUUCUGCGCCCUACAAGAACAGUAACAACAGAGAACGAAUGAAGAUAAUUCAAUAAACACUAUCAAGGCUCAAAAGGCGCAGCGUAGCGUUCACUAGAAGGCGCACUUUGUUAGUUGUCGUAUAAAUAUCGAAUACUCUCUCCAGCUGUUGCUUUUGGUUCCCUUCAUCUCACCGCAAAAUCGACAUAAAGGAAAUAUACUGUUCAAUGUCACAGACCUCAAUUGAACUCGUUACUCCCAAUGGGAAUGUGUCAGAUGAUGCAGUCCAAUUACAGAACUUCGAUCGACGCUUUGAGUCUCGAGCCGCUGAUGCCGAGUUCUCAUUGCCUCCUGUUGAUGGCGGGAGAAAGGCAUAUCUAUUCUUAGCAGCUUGUUGGGUCGUCGAAGCAGUGACUUUUGGCUUCGGGUUCUCAUUUGGCGUCUUUCAAGAAUACUACAGUCACCAUGAGCCUUUCGCGGGUUCAAACAGUAUCGCUGCUAUUGGAACCACAACAACUGGCAUGCUGUAUCUUGGAGCACCAUUCGUGGUCAUUAUAUGCCGCUUCUACCCUCGUCAAGCCCGCUGGUUCACAUAUGCAGGGCUCUUCGUAACAUCCCUAGCCAUGGUCAUGAGUUCCUUUUGCACAACCGUCCCUCAGCUAAUAGCAACGCAAGGGGUACUUUUUGGAAUCGGCGGCUGUUUCGCUUAUUGUCCUUGUACUCUCUAUAUCGACGAGUGGUUUGUUCGUCGUAAGGGCUUUGCUUAUGGCAUUGUUUGGAGCGCUGCUGGAGCUGGAGGUGCUGUACUUCCUCUGAUUCUUGAAACUCUCCUCAAGAACUAUGGCUUUCAAACAACUGUCAGAAUAUGCUCUGGUAUCCUUUUUGGAACCGCGGCUCCUAUUGCAUAUUUCAUCAAGCCUAGACUGCCACUUUCUGCCACUAUUCAUAGGAAACCUCUAAAUAUGCGCUUCGUCACUUCAAGAGUGUUUCUUCUGCAUCAACUUGUCAAUGUCGUUGAAGCAACAGGCUACUUUCUCCCUACGAUCUACCUGCCCACUUAUGCUCGAACGACCUUUGGUACCUCAACUAUCCUCUCAGCUCUGACAGUUAUUUUGGUCAAUGUUGCUACGACAAUCGGUCUGAUGGUCAUGGGAUCCCUUAGCGACAAACUUGCAGUUACGACAUGCAUGCUCAUAUCAGCCGUGGGGGUGGGCAUUUCUGUCUUGUUAGUCUGGGGACUUACAGCAUCUCUUCCUGUUCUCUACGUCUUUUGCGUCAUGUAUGGUCUCUUCGCGGGAUCUUGGGCCUCAAUCUGGCCAGGGAUUAUGAGAGAAGUGACGCAGAAAUUUCAAGACGAGAACGAGCACGUUGACCCCGUGAUGGUGCAUGGACACCUUUGCGUGGGUAGAGGAGUUGGCAACAUCAUUUCUGGACCAUUGAGUGGUUCUCUUAUUCGAGGUCAACCAUGGCAUGGAAAAGUUAUUGGAGGUUAUGGAAGUGGAUAUGGUAUUCUGAUUCUGUACACUGGCUUGACGGGCUUGGUGAGCGGUAUGAACUUUCUGUGGCGAUAUGUGAAUGUUUUGUAAGGGGUGGACAUCUCUGGAAGCUGAUAUUUCGUCACCAUACAAGGUAUUGGUGGCGAUAUCUACUUUUGGGGUGCCAGGCUAAAAGUGAUUUGUAUCUGUUUGAUCGAGCUUAGCGUGGGAUGAGGUAUUGAAAAGAAAAGGUAAAAGG
Fusarium redolens is the source of this 1744-nucleotide messenger RNA. Its product is annotated as major facilitator superfamily domain-containing protein. Gene Ontology annotation, cellular component: fungal-type vacuole membrane. NCBI's taxonomy places the organism in Eukaryota, Fungi, Ascomycota, Sordariomycetes, Hypocreales, Nectriaceae. The record is from RefSeq and is a predicted model, not a curated record. Bases 238 to 1596 code for a protein of 452 amino acids. The transcript is spliced from 3 exons. Gene Ontology annotation, biological process: transmembrane transport. Gene Ontology annotation, molecular function: transmembrane transporter activity.